Bactrocera tryoni is the source of this 5783-nucleotide messenger RNA. RefSeq names its product toll-like receptor Tollo (gene Tollo). NCBI's taxonomy places the organism in Eukaryota, Metazoa, Arthropoda, Insecta, Diptera, Tephritidae. Gene Ontology annotation, molecular function: protein binding. Gene Ontology annotation, cellular component: extracellular matrix. The record is from RefSeq and is a predicted model, not a curated record. Bases 356 to 4630 code for a protein of 1424 amino acids. Gene Ontology annotation, biological process: signal transduction. The transcript has a single exon.
AUAAAAAAUUAAAAAACAACAAUAAUGCAGCGCAGAGUGCAAAAGUGUGUAGUGGCACAAAAUUAGUGCGGAAAAUUGAAAAAAAAAAUUUUCUUGCAACAAAAUAAACGCAUAAGUCACGCCUAAAAUGCGCAAAUUAAAGAAAUAAGGUUUUUUACGCCACAAACAUAAGCAACACGCUCGUAAAGUGUGCGCGUGUGUUAAAAUAUUUGAUUAAUGUGUUUGUGUGUUUAUGCGCUGAAGCAAGAAAUCUCUGCAGCAAAGACGCACAACCCAAAAAAUCACAAAUUAUCUACGAAAUCAAACAAAAUUAAAUUUAAAGAAACCAAAAUCAACACAAAAUUCCAACAACACAAUGUCCACCAAAAUGACACUCAUCUCCAAGACCAUUCUCUCCGUGCUCAUCACCGUCAUCAUACCGGUGCUCGGCGCGGCGCUUAGCAAAACAGUGCUCUAUCAGGCGCCCGACGAGUGUCGCUGGUCCGGCACCAGCGAGGCGGACAUUACGCUCGUCUGCCAUCUGCGCACCAUCAACUCGGAGUUGGAGAACACCAACUUCAGCGUUAUACAACCACAGAAUACGAUACGUCUACGGCUGGAGUGCAAUGAUGCGCUCUUCUUCCAGAGCAGUCUCAGUCCGGACUCCUUUCGUUCGUUGGUCGAGCUGCGCGCGCUGACCAUCGAGUACUGCAAACUCGGCAAUAUAACGGAAGGCUCGUUUCGUGGCUUGCAGGAUUUGCGCAAUCUCACCAUACGCACGCAUAACGGUGACUGGUCGACCAUGUCGCUGGAUAUAGCGAGCAGCAGUUUUAGCGAAUUUCGCCAGCUCGAUCGUUUGGAUUUGAGCUUGAAUAAUAUCUGGCUGAUACCGGAUGGCAUGGUGUGCCCGUUGAAGGUGCUGACACAGCUCAAUAUCUCGCAUAAUGAAAUACAAGAUAUUGGCAAUUUCCACUUUAGCGCGGCGUUGAGCUCACGCAAGUCACGCAUAUGUGGCACAUCGCUGACGCACAUCGAUUUGAGCGCCAAUAAGAUUGCCAAUCUGCCAUCGGCGAUCUUCUCCGGUUUGGGACGACUUAGUAAUUUGAAUUUAGCGCGUAACGGCAUGAACUUUAUCGCAGAUCGCGCUUUCGAGGGCUUAGUCUCGCUCUCCAUUGUCAAUCUGUCCGGUAAUCGUUUGACCUCGCUGCCACCAGAGCUAUUUGCCGAGGCGAAAUAUGUUAAGGAGAUCUACUUGAAGAAUAACAGUAUUAAUGUGUUGGCGCCUGGUCUCUUCAGCGAUCUGGCUGAUUUGCUGGUGCUGGACUUAUCAGCGAACGAAUUGAACUCGCAAUGGGUCAAUGCCGCCACAUUCGUGGGCUUGAAGCGUCUAGUUUUGCUCGAUCUGUCAGCGAAUAAGAUUAGCAAGCUGGAGGCAAGUAUCUUUCGUUCGCUCAGCUCGUUGCAGAUAUUGAAACUGGAGGAGAAUUACAUCGAUCACAUACCAGACGGCGCCUUCGCCGAUCUUGCCAACUUGCAUACGCUCAUCUUAUCCAAUAACCGCAUAUCGAUGCUGGGACCGCACACAUUGCGCGGCCUGUACGGCAUACUCGUGCUGAGUCUCGACUACAAUGCCAUCACGAAAAUAGACACGCAAGCAUUGCGCAAUUGCUCGAGCAUACAAGAUCUGCAUUUGAAUGGCAAUAAGCUGAAGAGCAUACCGGAUGCGUUGAGCGCUGUGCCGCUGCUAAAGACGCUCGACAUUGGCGAGAAUCUAAUUAAGAACAUUGAAAAUACCAGCGUUUCGGCAAUGGCCAACUUGUAUGGCUUGCGUUUGACGGAGAAUAGCAUUGAGUUCAUACGACGCGGUGUCUUCGAUCGCAUGUCAUCGCUGCAGAUACUGAAUUUGUCCGGCAAUAAAAUCAAAGGCAUCGAGGGGGGCGCGCUGCACCGCAACACACAGCUGCAGGCCAUACGUUUGGAUGGCAAUCACUUGAAGAGCAUCGAUGGCUUAUUCACCGAGUUGCCAAAUUUGGUGUGGCUUAACAUUUCGGAUAAUCGCUUGGAGAAGUUCGACUACUCGCACAUACCGACCGGUUUGCAGUGGCUGGAUGUGCGUGCCAACCGCAUCACGCAGCUGGGCAACUAUUUCGAAAUCGAAAAUGAGCUUAGCCUGAGCACAUUCGAUGCCAGCUCGAAUAUGUUAAGCGAGAUUACGGCGAGUUCGAUACCGAAUAGCGUGGAGGUUUUAUACUUGAACGAUAAUUUGAUCAGCAAAAUACAACCGUACACAUUCUUUAAGAAACCCAAUCUGACGCGCGUGGACCUGAUACGGAAUCGGCUUACCACGCUGGAGCCGAAUGCUUUGCGCCUAUCGCCCAUACCGGACGACAAGGACAUACCCGAAUUUUACAUUGGCCACAAUCCGUUCGAGUGCGAUUGCAAUCUAGAUUGGCUGCAGAAGGUCAACAGCGAGUCACGCACGCAACCGCAGCUCAUGGAUCUCGAUCAGAUCUACUGUAAGUUGUCGUAUGCGCGCGGUAAGACGCACGUGCCGCUAAUCGAGGCUAAAUCGAAUGAGUUCCUCUGCAAGUACGAGGCGCACUGCUUUGCUUUGUGCCAUUGCUGUGACUUCUACGCGUGCGACUGCAAAAUGGAGUGUCCCGAUCGUUGUGCCUGCUAUCACGAUCAAUCGUGGACAUCGAAUGUCGUGGACUGCUCGCGUUCCGCCUACGAUCGCACGCUGCCUUCGCAUAUACCCAUGGACGCCACGCAACUAUAUUUGGAUGGCAAUAACUUCCGCGAACUCUCCAGCCACGCGUUUAUUGGACGCAAGCGCCUAAAGGUGCUACACUUGAAUCAUUCGCGCAUCGAAAUCGUGCACAAUCGUACAUUUUACGGGCUACUUGAGCUCGAAGUGCUGCAGCUGAACCACAACAAUUUGCGUCAGCUGAAUGGUAAUGAGUUUCAGGGUUUGGACAAUCUGCAGGAACUGUACCUGCAACAUAAUGCCAUCGCCACCAUUGAUACGCUCACUUUCACGCACCUAUAUCACCUGAAAAUACUGCGGCUCGAUCAUAACGCCAUCACCGAGUUCGCUGUUUGGAACUUCCUGCCCGCGUAUCUGAAUGAGCUGCGGCUGGCGGGCAAUCCGUGGUCUUGCAAUUGUGAGUUCAUCGACAAAUUACGUGACUACGUCAAUCGGCGUGAAUCUGUGCAGGAUAAGGUGAAGCUGCGUUGCGCACUGCUCGCCGGUAGUAAUGCAACAACGACUGACAACAACAGCGCAGGGAGCGGCCAACAAGUGGAUGCUGAGCAAUAUGCCAUCUACUUGAGUGGCGAUCCACUGCUGGACGCGCAAACGCGCUUCGUCGCCUGCAAUGGUGGUCUGCAAGCGCCACAGCAUCAGUCGCCUUUGGGUGCGGCAGAUCCCAACGAUAAUGUGAUCAUCAAUGGCAACAUGACCUCGACGAAAAUGAUACUCUCACAGCCGCCGAUGCAUGAAUAUGUUCCGAUACUCGUAGCCGUCUUGACCAGCUUCGUUUUCGUGAUCAUCUGCACGCUGCUCGUGUUCAUCUUCCGUCAGGAGAUGCGCGUCUGGUGUCACUCACGCUUCGGCAUACGGCUCUUCUGCAAUGCGCAUCGCGAUGUUGACAAGAAUGAACGUGAAAAACUCUUCGACGCCUUUAUCUCGUACAGCUCGAAGGAUGAAGCUUUCGUUUGCGAGGAUCUAGCGCCUAUGCUCGAACAAGGUGACACGCGCUACAAGCUCUGCUUACAUCAUCGCGACUUUCCAGUUGGUGGUUAUAUGGCUGAUGCCAUCGUGCAAGCUAUUGAUACCUCAAGACGCACCAUUAUGGUGCUCUCCGAGAAUUUCAUUAAAUCCGAAUGGUGCCGCUUUGAAUUCAAAUCGGCGCAUCAGUCAGUGCUACGCGACCGUCGACGCCGGCUCAUACUGAUCGUGCUCGGCGAGGUGCCACAAAAGGAUAUCGACCCAGAACUGCGUCUCUACUUGAAAACCAACACAUACCUGCAGUGGGGUGACAAACUGUUUUGGGAGAAGCUGCGCUUCGCCUUACCUGACGUGCCGAACAAUCAGCGCCGCAUGCGCAACGCUGGCGUGGGCGGUUGCACCGGUGUAGGCGUGCACAUGCCCAUCGCUCAGCUGCCACCCACACAUCAUCACCAUGCACAUCACAUGCUGUCAGCGGGCGCUGGUAGUGGCGGCGCUGUCGGCAAUAUGUCAACCGGCGCUCAUCACAUGCACCACAUGCAUCCGCAGGCCGCGCUGCAACAUCAUCAGCUGCAACAUGCCAGCUUCCGCUCGCAAAUGCAUCACAACAUCAAUGGCAGUCGACAGAAUCACAAUCGAAACAACUCGGCCGCCGCGGCGGCUGCAGCGCAACAGCAACAACACCAGCAGGCAGCUAUGCUAAUGGGUGCGCCGGUGCAGUGCGCACAACUGCCGCUGCCGCCACAACAGUCACAACAGCUGCUGCCGACAGCAGCCAGCGCAGGCGCGCCACCUAGCAGCAUACAACAGCAGCAAUUGCCGCCACCGCCAUGCCCCAGUCCGCGCAGCAUCACAACGCAGUCCUCAGCGGCGGGUGGUAGCUCGCAGAGUUCCGGCCGCACAAUGGGCGUGCAUAUCUAAGAGUUGGGCGCUGAAGGCGCCAGCAGCUGUAGCAGUAGUUUCUAAUGUGUAAGUGAACGCGCGUGUGUGUAUGUGUUUAUAAACAACUGUUGGUUUAGUGGGGGAGGUGUUGUGUGUGCUAAAAUUGACGCAGUAAUGUGCGCGCUGAGCGCUUCAAUAGGCUAGACGUGGCUAUAGUUUGCUAGUGGUGUGGCAAGUGUAUUAUGGAAUGCUGACAAGCUAACUGCAAGCUUUUGUUAACUGAAGACCCAUUGCGUUCAUCAACUUUUCAACUGUGUUGCAUUGCGCUUAGUUCAAACACUAUUUCGAGUAUCAAAAAUUUUACUUCGAGCUUCGUUUCUGGGUCAGCGUCAUUUGUGUUGUGCCUGAAUAUUAUCAGCUAAACUGCAGAUCUUAUAUGACGAUCGGCUAUUUACAUAUUACUAACGCGCUCACUUGCGCACAACAUUCACUAAUAUGGUGCUACUCUCAUCCGCAGACACAUGCAACUUCAUUGCUGUCUGCAUUUUCGCCUUUCACAUUUUGAAAUUUCCAUUCAGCAGCGUUUUGUAGGCAUUUUCCGAAUUCAGGUCAAACAAAUCGCCGAAACAAAACUCAACAGCUGUGUGUGUGUGCGUUCAAAGGCAGUAUUUUCGGCAGUAAAAAGAAAAACAACGCCGCGCUGCAUGCAACGCUGGCACGAAGCACAAAAAUACAAACAAAUACAUGUUGAAAAACUAUUUCUCAAACGUAUUUGCUAUUAAAUUAAAAACGAAAAAACAAAAACAAUAAAGCACGGCGCGUCAAUAGGCGAAAUUCGAUUUGGCAUUGAACAUUUACUUCGUGCAACAUGCCUAUUGGCACAUAUUGCUCUGACGUGCUUUGUGCAAUUGUUUGAGUGUAUGUAUGCGGCGUUGUUUGCCACUUUUUGUUGUUGUUGUUAUACAAUUUUUUUUGCGAUUAUGUUGCAAUGAAAGCAGUUAGUCACGUUAAAGUUGUCGCCUGUUGGGUUGCUGGCUGCGUGACCGGCGCACCGCAGCUAUUGUCUGCGCGUCUAAAUCAAACGGCAUUCUUUUGUACUAAAAUAAAGUUAUUUUUUUAAUAGACGCAGAAUUUUUGAAAUUAAUUGCCGUGGUUAGUGUGUUGUAGUGUGUGUAAGUUGUUUGAUUUUUGU